Molecule: messenger RNA, 1718 nt
Organism: Bombyx mori (domestic silkworm)
Lineage: Eukaryota; Metazoa; Arthropoda; Insecta; Lepidoptera; Bombycidae
Product: carbonic anhydrase 1
Exons: 9
Coding region: 1-1047 (348 amino acids)
Molecular function (GO): carbonate dehydratase activity; zinc ion binding
Source: RefSeq, a predicted model, not a curated record
AUGGUUUUCUUCCAGUGGUUUAUCGCCCAGAUACCAAAUGUAUAUAGUGUUGUAGAUAUAGAAGGCAGAGUUGUGGCCAGUUUUGGCUACCAAGAAUGGAUUUAUUUAUCUUUAUCGUUAUUAUUAUCUGUAAUCUACUUUUGUUUUCUAGGAAUUACAUCACCGUCAAAAAAUUACGGAACAGUUUGGCGGUAUGACGAUCAGCACAACUGGCCGGGAGACCGCUGUCGAGAAGGCGGUAAAAGACAAUCACCUAUUGACAUCAAAACAACGGACGUCAUCAAGGAUUUCAACAGCCUCUUCAUCAAAUACGGAAACCUCAAGUUUGUUGGCUACAAAAAAGUAUUGCUGUCGGCGAUUAACAACGGGCUUACUAUACAGUUCACCACUGAUGGAGACGAAACGAUCCACCCUACGAUCACUGGAGGCCCCCUCAAACACAACUACAGACUUGAACAGAUGCAUUUCCACUGGAUUUCCGAACACUCUUUAAACGGAAUUAAGUUCCCAAUGGAAAUACAUUUCGUUCAUGUUCAAUCGGACCUCUCUGUCGACGAGGCUCUAAUGAAGAGAGACGGCUUAGCUAUCAUAGCUGUGUUUUGUGAAGUACAAGCAGAUUUAGACGACUACGAAAACACUCCUGUCGAUGAAAUAAUUGAGCACCUUCCGAACCUGACGAGUACCGGAGACAGAAUGAGUGGCAUACUACUGGAUAUAAGUAAACUCCUAAGUCCUAAAAACAACAAUUAUUUCACGUACGCUGGAUCUUUAACUUCGCCGGAGUGCAAUGAGGUUGUUAUUUGGAUCAUCUAUCAAUAUCCUAUACGCAUAUCGGAUACGCAGUACCGACAGUUCAGCAAGAUAAGCGCUGGACGUCACAAUUUCCGGAGCCAGCAGCGUUUAUCUCAGCACGUGGUGUUCACUCCGCCAUCAAACCACGUCAACAAACCACACUUAGUGAUGUUUUUCGAAAACGUCGUCAAUUUGGUUGCGGAUUUCUUUAGAAAUGUUACCACCUACAUGAAAAAAGAAUUGAGGUCGCGAUAAGAAAAGAAUUUGAAAAAUGAAUUACAGCGGAUAUGUGCAAGCGGUGCAAGAUUGCACCAGUUUUGUGUUACGAUGUUUUUGAAUUGGUAUUUAGAACAAAAAUAACACUUAACUUGAAAAGUUUUUAAUGUUCAUGUUUUACGAUUUAAGUUAAUAAACACAUCGAUGUUGCGGCGACGUCGAACUUCUUUGAGGAUCUUGUCAAUUUCGAUGUACACUCUUCAACCAACACCUACCCUACAUCAAUUAUUCCCACGUUGACGCCUUCAGCUCUAACACUAAGAGCAGGCUUAGGGACCCCGGUAACCGUACUCGUCGAACUCGUGAAUCUUCUCAGCGGGACGCAAUUCCAAUCCGGUAGUAAAUUCAUUCGCGAAGCAAUUGCUCUCGAGUUGUUAGGUCUCCUCCGGAGACGCUCGGACAGCUACUAGCAAAUCCCAUCCCUCCUGGCUGAGCCUUUGCUCACCCAUUUGUCAAUUUGCCAAUAAUAUUUAAUAUUUAAAAUAAAUAAAAAAAUCUAAUAUUUCAAAAAAAAAAAAAAGACAUGCCCGCUGAGUUUCUUGCCAAUUCUUCUCAGGACGGAGGCUAAUUCUUGUGAAUUGGCGGUAGUUCUUUUGACGUUCAACAAGUAUGUACUUUCAUUUAUGUUGAAUAAAACUUUUUUGAUUUGA